GCCCAUUUUUCACCGGGGGUGGAAUCGUGGCUCGCCGUGCUCCCGCUUCCCACCGCUCCGUAGUAUGACUGCGCAGCUGGCUGCGGACGUGAAUACUGCCCAUUGUCAAGGCGAAAGCGUGUUUUGAAACGGAGUCGAGUCAGAAGGUGUGGCGCGCACGGAUGCGCUAGAAGUGUGCGUCCCCCCCCGCGCCGCCCUCACUUGCAGUGUCCCACCUCCACAUGUACAGGUCCUGCGCGCGGCGGGUUUCUCGGGUGUCUGGUGGUGUGUGCGCGCGCGUCCGCCCGCGUUCCGUAACCACUGUUCUUCGCUUCUUGAGGGAAAACACCACUUUGCAACCGGACCUUAAUGUAUGUGGAUUAUUAAAGUCCGGGUUAAAAACGGGCGGUUUCUUCAUGACGGCUGCUCAGCCUGGAUGUGCUCCUGGUGCCCUGUCUGUACCCUGGUACGUGCCUUCUCGCCGCAGUGUUGACGAGUCGGACGCCGACGCCAACACCGAUUUCUGUCCGAGUGGCUGAGAGAGGGCGCUGAAAGGGCCUGGUGUCCCCCCCCCGGACGAAGGGACCGUCCCAGACGGAUGAAGAUGAACAAGCUGAACUUCCACAACAACAAAGCCAUGCAGGACCGCCGCUGUGUCUGUGUCUUCCUUCCCAACGACGACACGCUCAACAUCAUUGUGAACGUGAAGACCUUGUGUCAGGAGCUGCUCGUCCAGGUCUGUGACCUCCUCCGUCUUAAGGACUGCCACCUCUUCGGACUCAGCGUCAUUCAGAAUAAUGAACAUAUUUACAUGGAACUGAACCAAAAGCUCUCAAAGUACUGCCCAAAAGAAUGGAAGAGGGAGGCAAGUAAAGGAAUUGACCAGUUUGGGCCACCGAUGAUCAUACAUUUCAGGGCUCAAUACUAUGUUGAGAAUGGAAGAUUAAUUAGUGACAGGUCAGCCAGGUACUACUACUACUGGCACCUUAGGAAACAGGUACUGCUUUCCCAGUGCGUUCAGAGGGAAGAGGCUUACUUCCUGCUCGCUGCCUUUGCCCUCCAAGCAGACCUGGGGAACUUCAAGCGGAAUAAGCACUUUGGGAAAUACUUUGAACCCGAGGCCUACUUUCCCCCGUGGGUGAUCGCCAAGCGAGGGAGGGACUACAUCCUUAGGCACAUCCCCAACAUGCACAAGGACCAGUAUGCCCUCACCGCCUCGGAGGCCCACCUCAAAUACAUAAAGGAAUCGGCCCAGCUGGACGACGUCACCGUGCACUACUACCGGCUGUACAAAGAUAAAAAGGAAGUCGAGGCCUCCCUGACCCUGGGACUGACCCUGCGAGGCAUCCAGAUCUUCCAGAAUGUGGGAUCUGUGAGACAGCUCCUCUACGACUUCCCCUGGACCAACGUGGGCAAACUGGUGUUUGUGGGAAAGAAGUUUGAGAUCCUGCCAGAUGGCCUCCCUUCAGCCCGGAAGCUCAUCUACUACACGGGCUGCCCCAUGAGGUCCCGCCACCUGCUGCAACUGCUCAGCAACAGCCACCGUCUCUACAUGAACCUACAGCCCGUGCUGAAGCAGGUGCGGCGGCUGGAGGAGAACGAAGAAAAGAAGCAGUACCGCGAGUCGUACAUCAGUGACGCCCUCGAGCUGGACAUGGACCACCUGGACAAGCGCUCGCGGGCCAGCGGGAGCAGCGCGGGAAGCGUAUCGCGCCACAAACGUCUGUCCCGCCACUCCACGGCCAGCCACGGCAGUUCGCACACGUCCGGGAUCGAAGCGGACAGCUUCCGCGCCGCCGGCCAGGCCCCUCACCGUCCUCUGCGCACCUGUAACAGCUCCACAGCCAGCCAAGGCAGCUCGCACACAUCUGGAGUGGAGAGUGGAGGGAAGGAGCGGGCCCUCGAUGACGAUGAGAUUGAAAUGCUGGUCGAUGAUCCCAAGGAUUAUGAGGAGCUCAUCAGGCAAGACCUGUGCAUUCAUAUCACAGAGGACAUGCUGAUGUCUGGACAGACAAAUGGCUAUUCAGGUCUCAUCGUGAAGGACAUCAGCUCUUCCACGUCCAGCUCCUCUGAGACGGUGGUCAAGCUCCGUGGCCAGAGCAUCGAGUCCCUCCCUCAGGUGAGUCACGCUGAGACGGUGGGCAGGAAGCCGCAGUCGUCGACAGACCGCCACAGCCAGUCGCUGGACGACGUGCGGCUGUAUCAGAAGGACUGCCAGCAAUGGGCCGAGCUGUGCCAGGACACGGCGCAGAGCUACACGUUUGGCUGUGGCCAAGAGCUCAGCGAUGGCACCUACCAGGGGCUGGCAGAGCAGUGCUCGGGCAUUCGCGAAAAUCCAGCCUUCCCCAUCAAACGCACCAGCAAGUACUUUUCCCUGGACCUGACCCACGAUGAGGUCCCAGAGUUUGUGGUGUGACCAUUGGGACGAAGGGCUCGCGGACUGGGAUGAGGGCCAUGCGGCACCUUCCGAAGGCAUGCUGGGAAGACAAGCCCACUCCGUUCACGGAAAGUGGCCCUAAACUGUAUCUCGGCAAUACGUUAUUCUUUGUAUUGGUUUUCAGUCUUUGGCAGCAUUAAAAAGAAGAAAAAAAAAAAAAAUUGAGAAAUUUUGCCAAAGCAGGGUUUAGACAGAAAUGGACAAAAGUGAUAGUCUUUGCGAUAGUCCAUAUAUCAACUUUUGAAUUCACUCAUGGUUUUUUGCAGAGGUCCUUUGCCCUCAUUAUUGCUUUUUUUUGUUUAUAUGUUUUGUUUCCAAGGGAAAAAAUUGACUGAGUUCCUAAAGGAAGGCAUUAGGUGUCACGGCGAUUGGUUCAUGAACACUGGUAUGUUGAAGUGUCAAAGGUUUGACGUGACAUUAUUCGAUGUGUUGGUAGCUAUUGGUGGCAGAGACUUAGAGUUGAGUUGUUCUCCUCCUGGAGUCUUUUGACUCCGACCCCCUGGGACUGUGCAGGCUGGGACGCUUCUGCAGCGUCGCAGAGGUUUCGGCAAAGCAAGCUGCUGCGGUGUGUCGGCCGCGGCUGGCACUAACACGGAUGCACGUGCUCCGAGCUUUUUCCCCAUCUGAUAUCCAACCGUGGCGGAGGAGCACCGAGUUUCUCGCUCGGCCCACAAAGCAUCACCCGAGACCUGCGUUAGCUACAAACCAAAGAUCUGCUUUACUCAAAGAAAAAAGGGGAAAAAAAAAAAGCCCACGGGAACUGGAGCGUCUGCCUUUGUAACCUCAGUACAGCGGUACCGCAUAUGCAAGAGGGGGCUUGCGUCACCCCCGAAACGGCACAUUAAAGCGCAUAGAACUGCCCUGUGUUGUUGCUACACUCUGAUCUGAAGGACGACAUUGACGCGUCCAGAGCUUCUCGAAAUGGACUGAAAAACACUUGAUGUUUGUGUCUUCCAGUUGUCUGUCUCAUUGCAGUCUAUGUUGUUGUGUCGCACGCUUGUGCCGUGCCAAUGUUUUCAACUGCAGCAACUAGCAACGAACUGCCGUAAAUGCCGUUUGUGCCUUGUAAUCUACACAGGUCUUCAAAUUACAUAUUUGCCUUGACAAUCUAAAACUAAAACAUGAGGGAAAUGGAAUUUGUCUUGCUUGUGUGUUGUGUGUUUUUUUUUUUUUUUUUUUUUUUGUUUGUUUACAGAGUUAAUUAUUUAAAUGUAUAAUUUGAAGUGUUUCUACCCUUAUCCUCGUCUUAAUGAAUGUGACCACUAAGAUCAGAUGACUUAAUCCUGUUGGGUCACAUCCACAGAAUGCUCCCUGCUGGAGUCAAUUUUUUUUUUUUUUUUUGUCCUGUCCUAUUUAACAGACUAGUUCUGUGGGUUUUCCGACUUCUUUUGCCCGUAUUUGUUCCAACAUGUCUCCUAAUACCUUGCUGGAUGUAAUAACAGAGCUCCGAACAAGGAUUCCCCGUGAUGUUGAAACUGUUCAUAAUUGAGCUGGUCUAACAAAAAGUGCUCUUUAGCA
Molecule: messenger RNA, 3934 nt
Organism: Scleropages formosus (Asian bonytongue)
Lineage: Eukaryota; Metazoa; Chordata; Actinopteri; Osteoglossiformes; Osteoglossidae
Gene: frmd6
Product: FERM domain containing 6
Exons: 14
Coding region: 578-2395 (605 amino acids)
Biological process (GO): positive regulation of hippo signaling
Cellular component (GO): cytoplasmic side of apical plasma membrane; cytoskeleton
Source: RefSeq, a predicted model, not a curated record